AUGCGUUCUCUCAGCUCCCUACUCGUACUUGUUGCGCUCGUCAUCCUUCCUCUCGCCUUUGCGGUCACCAUCCCUGACAUCAGCCCACAAGAGGCCCGGGGGGCCUAUAGAGCCGUAAACACCACCGAUCCAGACAUUAUAAAACUUGGGCAGUUCUCGGUCUCUCAGCAUAACAAGGAAGCCAAGAAGAAACUGGUGUUUGAGCGCGUGGUUUCGGGCAGGGAUGCAUUGCUUUUAUUAGGUAAAUACUAUGAACUUAUCGUGAAGGCCAAGGAUGAAUCACUGCCUACGCCCUCAGCUGCAAAUUAUAAGGCUGUUCUUUUUUACAAAUACAAUCCUUGGAAGACGAUUUUAAAAUUGUACGCUUUUCAGAAAAUAAAGGACUAA
This is a messenger RNA of Pyrus x bretschneideri (Chinese white pear), 387 nucleotides long. Its product is annotated as cysteine proteinase inhibitor 4-like. NCBI's taxonomy places the organism in Eukaryota, Viridiplantae, Streptophyta, Magnoliopsida, Rosales, Rosaceae. The record is from RefSeq and is a predicted model, not a curated record. The coding region runs from base 1 to 387 and encodes 128 amino acids. Gene Ontology annotation, molecular function: cysteine-type endopeptidase inhibitor activity. The transcript has a single exon.